Papilio polytes (common Mormon) is the source of this 1666-nucleotide messenger RNA. RefSeq names its product solute carrier family 46 member 3-like. The record is from RefSeq and is a predicted model, not a curated record. Gene Ontology annotation, cellular component: membrane. Bases 134 to 1666 code for a protein of 510 amino acids. Gene Ontology annotation, molecular function: transmembrane transporter activity. Gene Ontology annotation, biological process: transmembrane transport. NCBI's taxonomy places the organism in Eukaryota, Metazoa, Arthropoda, Insecta, Lepidoptera, Papilionidae. The transcript is spliced from 7 exons.
UUAUGCUACCAGCAUGUUUAUCAAAUAUUGAUAAACAAAAUUACAAUCAAUGUAUAGGAGUUUAUGUGUGGAGUGACAGUCUUGAGGAAUCUUUGUCGGGAUAUUGUUGUUUUUGUUAAUAAAUUCAAAAAAAAUGUCUCAACCUCAAGAAACUACUAACAAUGAAAAUACUGAAGCGGAGUUUAGUGAAACAGAUCCUUUAAAAAAUAAAACAAAAGAUGAAGAACAAAAAGAAACCAAAUCAAGGAAGGAUACGAUAUUGAAUGUUGUAAACAACGUGUCUGUGGAACCUACAGCUUUUCUCUUUGUGCUUGCGACUAUUUUAGUUUUAAUAACAACACAGAAUUUAAGUCUUGAAAAAGCUUGUCGAGUCAAUUUAAAUUAUACGAGUGAAAUAUGUGAUUCUCUUCGUGCGCAAAACAUGGAGUCACAGAAUGAAUACGAACGGGAGACUCAGAAACUGAUAGCUUCAGCUAUGGCAUGGAAAACUUACCUAUCAGCGACAAUACCUUGUGUUAUUGCGUUAUUUGUUGGAUCGUGGUCAGAUCGUACUGGACGUAGAAAAGUGUUUAUAAUAUACCCUUUGUUUGGACAGAUUCUAGUCUGCAUCAACGCUUUGAUAAACACUUAUUUCUUCCACGAAAUACGUCUCGAAUAUUUUGUGUUGUUUGAUGGAAUUUUAGAAGGUAUUGCUGGAAGUUGGUGUGUUCUGUUUCUUGUUGUGUUUUCAUACAUCAGUGCUAUCACAUCUGCUGAGAAUAGAACAUUUCGUAUGGGUUUAGUAAAUUUUAGUAUGACAGCGGGAUUCCCUAUAGGUAUGGGCAUUAGUGGAAUUUUCCUUAAAACCUACGGAUAUUACGGUUGCUAUGGACUUGCGUGUGCAUUACAUACCACUAAUGUUAUUUACAAUUUGAUCUUCUUAAAAGAUACAGCGGUUAAGAAAGAUCAAACAAUGGAGGGCAAAGGAUUUCGUUACUUCUGUAAGACGUUUUUCGAUCUGUCCAACUUAAAAGAAACUGUAAAGACGGUGUUCAAAAAAGGCGCCAAUCACAGAAGAGCGCGAGUUAUAACUUUCUUGGCUGUUGUUGCUAUGUUGUUUGGCCCAAUGUAUGGUGAAAUAUCAAUUCUAUACAUAUCAACGAGGUUCAGGUUCAAUUGGGAUGAAGUGAAAUUUAGCAUUUUCCAAACAUAUAAUUUUGUGGCACAUUCACUUGGUACAAUUUUCUCGUUAACCGUCUUCAGUAAGCUUUUAGGAUGGCAUGAUUCACUUCUAGGAAUUAUUUCUACAGUAAGCAAAAUUAUGGCUUCGUUUGUUUAUUGUUUUGCACCAAAUCAGAUGAUAUUUGCACUCGGUCCAUUAGUUGAAAUACUAAAUGGAACAUCAUUUUUGGCUUUAAGGUCUCUAUUGUCUAAGAUGGUUGCUGAUGAUGAAUUUGGUAAAAUUAACUCCUUGAUAUCCCUAAGUGAAACUCUGAUGCCAUUGUUCUACAUUCCUUUGUACACGAGGACAUAUGCCGCUACAAUGGACGUGUUACCAGGUGCGGUGUUCCUACUGGGUACAGUGUUGACACUUCCAGCUGUAUUCGUAUUCCUUUGGCUCUUCUUCGAACACAGAAGGGGGUUAAGGAAAUCAAGGAAAGACAAAAUUGACAAUCAAUUAUCAUGA